AUGUCUCAAUCAUGUUCGAUCGAGAAAUGCACUCGAACAUCACGUGGUCCGUGUGAUUGUUGUCAGCAAUAUCUUUGUUUACAACAUUUAGUCGAACACAAUGCCUUACUCAUUUCUCAACUGAAUCCCUUAACUGAUGAAAUUAAUGCACUCAGAAAUCGUCUCAAAACAAUAAAUAUUCAAAAAACAAUUGGUAAUAAUCGUCAAAAACUUGAAGAAUGGCGUGAAGAUUGUCAUAAGAAGAUUGAUUGUUUUUUCAAGAAAAAAUGCCAAGAACUUGAUCAGCUUGUUAAUGAAAUAGUUGACCAACAACAAGAAAAACUCAAUCAAAUUCAGACAAAGAUAAUUGACCUCAUCAAUGCACAAGAAACAACUCGACAAGAUAUCGAUCUAUUGACAUCAACCAUUGGCCAGCUUCAAACAAAUAUAAACAACAUUGAAAACAUAUGUUUUACGAUCAAUACUCGUCCAUUAGUAAUAGAUGACACGUUCAUCUUAAUUAAGAAAACUAUCGAACAUGAACUUGAUCUAUCAACUCUUUCACCUGUCUAUAGAACAAUUCAUCGUUCUGAAGAAAGUUUUCGAUCACUAACUUGCAAUGAUCAACACUUUUUGAUACAUCAGCAUCCAAAUUUAUGUUUAUUCGAUCGAAAAAUGAACAUAGUCAAGAAAAUGGUAUGGUCUUAUGGUGCGAUCCAGGACAUGUGUUGGUCGUCAACAUUAGAUCGAUUCAUUGUACUUGAAAAAAAUGGCAUCUUUCUCAUUAACGAAAAUACAAUGUCAAUCGAUAAUGUGCAUAGAAUUGGAAAACGACGCUGGAUAUCAUGUACAUCUUCUGACACGGUUCUUUUUUUAUGCACAGAUAAACGCGCUUCAUCUAUUGUGGAAUUCACGUUAUUUCCAAUGAUUGAGUUGAUUAGAGAAUGGGAAUAUCCUAUUACAUGUGCUAAAGAUGAAACUAUCGAUGGAAUUGUUUCCAAUAAGGAAAAUCUUGCGUUGAUGGUUGUGAAUUUAUCCAAUGAAUCGCUGCGUAUUGAAUUGAAGUAUACAAAAACCUUCGAUCGCAUCUGGACACUUCAACUUGAUACUACGUGUGUUCAAAAAAAAGUAUUUCGAUGUUGCUCACUCACUUGUAAUGAAUGGCUUAUUCUUGACUAUGAAACUGAACGUCUGAUUCAAAUUACAAAAGACGGAAAAAUAAAGAAAACAAUUCAAUAUCGUUCGAGGCCCCGCUGUGCUAUUCUGUUCGAUCAAAAUAAACUAGCGAUAUCGACUAUAGAUAAUGUAAAUCUGCACACAAUCCAAUAA
Rotaria sp. Silwood2 is the source of this 1308-nucleotide messenger RNA. NCBI's taxonomy places the organism in Eukaryota, Metazoa, Rotifera, Eurotatoria, Philodinida, Philodinidae. The record is from the annotation of a GenBank genome assembly.